ACUAAAAUCCAGGGUGUCGCCUAGGGGCUCCAUUCGAAGGCGACGGCGGUCGUCUGUGUUUGAGUAUGAAAUAAAGAGAAAAGGAGAAACAUAUCUGCGAGAGAGUAAACUAAACAAAGUUCCAACUUUUGACAAAAAUAACAUUCUUAAUUACCGGACUAGAAGUGGUUGGCAUGUGGGGGGAAAACGAGACUAAAUUAGCGAGUAGUUUGAAGAAAUUGUAGCAAGUCUGGUUAAGAGGGGAGCCAUUUUGUCCCGACUGAGGGAAAGAAAGAGUGAAAAAAAAAAGAAAUAGGAUUGGAAAUAAAUCAAUAACAUAUAAAGAACACCAGCUCAAAUCUAGAAAAACACAUUGCAACUCCCAUUAUUUGUAAUACUAAAUCGAGGAUUUGAGAAGGAAAUUUAUAUUACGAAGCUGUUAAUAUAAAGGGUUUUCUUUUUCUAUCGGAUCUCAUUGGUUUGUUUUUUGCUUUUUUUUGAACGAGUCAUUAUUAUCUUUUAAAAUUAUAUUCUAUUAAAUGGCGAAGAAGACGUACGACCUGCUGUUCAAGCUGCUCCUAAUCGGGGACUCGGGGGUAGGUAAAACCUGCGUCCUGUUCCGCUUCUCCGACGACGCCUUCAAUACCACCUUCAUUUCCACUAUAGGAAUUGACUUUAAGAUCAAAACAGUUGAACUACAGGGAAAGAAGAUCAAGUUGCAGAUAUGGGAUACAGCAGGACAGGAGCGGUUUCACACAAUCACAACUUCCUACUACAGAGGUGCCAUGGGAAUCAUGCUAGUGUACGACAUCACAAAUGCCAAAAGCUUUGAAAACAUAAGCAAGUGGCUGCGGAACAUUGAUGAGCAUGCAAAUGAAGAUGUUGAGAGGAUGCUGCUAGGCAACAAGUGUGACAUGGAGGACAAACGUGUGGUACCAAAGGCAAAGGGAGAACAGAUUGCAAGAGAACAUGGCAUUAGGUUUUUUGAGACGAGUGCAAAAGCAAAUAUCAACAUUGAGAAGGCAUUCCUCACAUUAGCAGAAGACAUACUUCGAAAGACCCCUGUAAAAGAGCCCAACAGUGAAAAUGUAGAUAUCGGCAGUGGAGGUGGAGUAACGGGUUGGAAGAGCAAGUGCUGCAGCUGAACAAGUUUUUCUCUCUUCCUCAUCUCUAUCUCCUCUCUCUCUCUGUCUGUUUCUCUACGCUGGAAAUAAACCACUUUACCCAUCUUAAUCUUAACGCCCCAUACCUCCUUGCCCUAUCUUAACCCUCCUUUUGUUCUUCCAUUCAUGACUGCUUGCUGACAAUAUCAUUAUUUCAAAACAAAUGUAUAGAUAAUUAAAUCAUGUCAUUUCUUUAUGUACCUUCUCAGACUUGCCACUACAUCCUUUUUAUUAUUAUAUUUCUUUGGUUGUAUUAUAGUCAACUCCUGAUCAACCUCAGCAUAUAUAACAAUGGUUUCAAAUCUGCAAAAAUUGUAUCAGAAUAAACAGGUUAGAAUUAACAGUUUUUGUACAAUAGUGGGAUUUCAUUGUCAUUGCAAUCUGUAUACAAGUGCAAAACUGACAAGAACACUUGUGUAGAACUUAGUUGAACUUCUCUAGGUGGGAUUUAAUUUGUCCUGUGCCUUACAUGGAAUUGAAGGAGCAUUAACUCAGCCAUUUGAAGCGGUACAACUGCUCAAACAUGACAGUUUUAAUAUUAAAUUCUUACUGCUUCACCAUGGGUGUCGAUCUUUGAAUUGAACUUAAACAGAAGUGCAAAAAGUUUGAAUUUGUUGUUCUGGAUAGGAAAAAGCUAUUCCCAUUUUAUCACAUAAGCAGUUAUUUUACAUCAUUCGUAUGUUUUUUUUUUUUUUUUCUUCAUAACUCUUUUGCAUGCUGAUUUCUUCCAUUUGGAAACCUUUGUAAAGAUUGCAAAGCUACUCUUUAAAGAAAUAGCACUAAUUUACACAAUGUGAUGGGAGUGGGGGGGGGGAUAAAGUUUGAAUGGCACUCCUUGGAAAUUCAAACAGUUUUGCAGAUAAAUUAAAAUUAAGCUUGUUUAAGUUAAGUAUUUGUGGCUUAUCUUUUUUUUUUAUAAACCUUUUUGGAGGCCUAUUGCAUGUACUAGUGCUGUGUCUUAAAUGGUGUAAUGUUGCUGUUCUUAAUCAAUAGUAAUUAAACAAAUCGUACAAAUCUCCAGAUCCUGGACCCUUGUGGACAAAUCAUACAGAAUAGAUAGUUGUGUCCCCACCCCCACACAAAACACCUAAACCAUACUGACAACUGCAGAAUUAUUAUUAUUAUUAUUAUUAUUCAUGUUAUUGUAACAAUUUUUCUUUGCAUGGGCGCUUUCAGAUUUACUUUUAUAUAAGAAUGACAAAUUCAUUACAAUGGCAGCCAAGGUUUGUGUGAAAUUGAAGUGUGGUUUUAAAGCAAAAACAUUAGCUGGAAAAAUUAAGUCUGUGCUUAUUAAUAUAAGCUUUUGCAAGUUACUCGUAGUACAAUUGCUGUCAUUGUGUUCAAGGCAUUUGUGUGACUUCAUCUAAAAACCAAAGAUGGACCCAAAACUGAGUGGGGUUGAGUUUCGGAAAUACAAAGCAUGCUACUCGGUGUUUGUAAAUAUGCACAGCAGUGCUUUUCUGUUAAACCUGUACUUUAUGCAAUGUAAACUGAAUCUUUUUUUUUUAUAGGCUCCUUUUAAAAUAAUAAGCUUGUAUGUUUUGUUUUUGUUUAUUAUUGGCAGCAGAGCUUCUCUGUAUGUACUUAAGAGAUCCUGCAUUUGAAACGGUGUAAAGAACAAGUAAUCGCAUUCAUAAAACCAUGUUCCACUCUGGUACUGGGUAAUAAGGGGUUUAGUUUUAUUCUUCACAACUAAAACUACUAAAAAUGUCAAAUAAACUGAAAUAUUUCUAGA
This is a messenger RNA of Acipenser ruthenus (sterlet), 2877 nucleotides long. Its product is annotated as ras-related protein Rab-10. The coding region runs from base 519 to 1124 and encodes 201 amino acids. The transcript is spliced from 6 exons. Gene Ontology annotation, cellular component: Golgi apparatus; insulin-responsive compartment; recycling endosome. Gene Ontology annotation, molecular function: GTPase activity; GTP binding. Gene Ontology annotation, biological process: cellular response to insulin stimulus. The record is from RefSeq and is a predicted model, not a curated record. NCBI's taxonomy places the organism in Eukaryota, Metazoa, Chordata, Actinopteri, Acipenseriformes, Acipenseridae.